Molecule: messenger RNA, 2466 nt
Organism: Rhea pennata
Lineage: Eukaryota; Metazoa; Chordata; Aves; Rheiformes; Rheidae
Gene: PSME3
Product: proteasome activator subunit 3
Exons: 11
Coding region: 176-940 (254 amino acids)
Biological process (GO): positive regulation of endopeptidase activity; regulation of G1/S transition of mitotic cell cycle; regulation of proteasomal protein catabolic process
Cellular component (GO): cytoplasm; proteasome activator complex; nucleoplasm
Molecular function (GO): endopeptidase activator activity
Source: RefSeq, a predicted model, not a curated record
CGCAGGGCGCCUGCGCGGCGGCGCCGGCAGUCACGUGGGCGGCGGUCGCGCGCGCGCAUUGGUGGGGGGCGUCUGUGAGGUCAGUUCCGGUGGCGGCGAAGCCGGCGGUGGGGCAGGCGGCAGUGCGGCCCCGCGCGAGAGCGAACCCGAGCGCCCGCCCGCCGCCGCCGCCGCCAUGGCCUCGCUGCUGAAGGUGGACCCGGAGGUGAAGCUCAAGGUUGACUCCUUUAGAGAGCGGAUCACAAGUGAGGCUGAAGAUUUGGUGGCAAAUUUUUUCCCAAAGAAGCUGUUGGAACUUGAUGGGUUCCUUAAGGAGCCUAUCCUGAAUAUUCAUGAUCUCACUCAGAUCCAUUCGGACAUGAACCUCCCAGUGCCUGACCCAAUUCUUCUCACAAACAGCCAUGAUGGACUGGAUGGGCCAAAUAUGAAAAAGAGGAAGCUGGAAGACCGUGAAGAGACCUUUCAGGGUACCAAAGUGUUUGUGAUGCCCAAUGGGAUGCUGAAGAGCAACCAGCAGCUGGUGGACAUCAUUGAGAAAGUGAAGCCAGAGAUCAGGCUGCUUAUUGAGAAGUGUAAUACGGUCAAAAUGUGGGUGCAACUUCUCAUCCCCAGAAUAGAGGAUGGAAACAACUUUGGUGUUUCUAUUCAGGAGGAAACAGUGGCUGAGCUUCGAACUGUGGAGAGUGAGGCUGCGUCCUACCUGGACCAGAUUUCUAGAUACUAUAUCACAAGAGCAAAGUUGGUUUCCAAAAUAGCUAAGUACCCUCAUGUGGAGGACUACCGCCGCACAGUGACAGAGAUCGAUGAGAAGGAGUACAUUAGUCUGCGUCUGAUCAUUUCAGAGCUGAGGAAUCAAUAUGUCACUUUGCAUGACAUGAUCCUUAAAAACAUUGAGAAGAUCAAGAGGCCUCGGAGCAGCAAUGCUGAGACCCUCUAUUAAGUGUCAACGUUUGAACUUGAGAACUGUUCAGUCAACUAAAGACCGUCAUUGCCUUGGUUUGUUACGUGACUAUCGAGAUGGGAAACUGGCUGGAAAUAGUAUCGCACUCUUAGUUAAACUCUAAAGAAAUUCUCACCUAGUUCUGUGAUUGGUUUUGUUCAGUCUCAGGAGCUCUCCCUCCCUCUAGUAACUGGUAAUGAGAAGGUCUCACUGCUUUGGGAUGCCCUGGAGGCUACUGUGGAGUUGAGAGCAUCAGCUGGGGAGGGACAUUCCUUCAUGCCUUUCUUCCUACCUGAGUAGGAACUAUGCUAGAGACCAAGCCCUUGUCCUGUCCUGUCUCUUGGCUGGAGGCUCCAUGGGUGUCUCUGGGAAUGGGGCAGACAGUCUGCAGUGUGAGACCAAGCCCAAGUGGUGAUGCAGUGGUUGAUAUGCCAGCGCUUUUCAGGACUGUCUCUAGCUGAUUCCUCUGCCCAUGCUCUGCACUGACCAAUUGUAAUGAAGAGGGAAUCUGUCCCUUCUAGGCUGGUGGCAGCAGCCGUGCUGCAGUGCCAUUGAGAGGUCUUCACUCUUCCUGGCUCUUCUCUUACUCAGUAGAGCCUGCCCCAUCUGUCUCCACCUUGUGAAUUAUAGCUAAAUCAGUGCAGAGUUGCAAGGUGGUGCUUUUAGCUAGGGCUGGCUGCUGUACUGGCUGGUCAUGACCUCAGGUGGCCUCUGCUCCUGUUUGCUACUUGACUAGAGCCACUUCCUUGGGUAAAACCAAUGUUACUUCACAUGUGUCCUAGUGCCCCUUUAGCGUGAGAUGUUUUUGCCCAGGUUGAGAGAGAGGAAGGGCUGGAGGUCUGAUACUAAAGCCCUAAUAGUCUCCACACACAGUUAGACUGUGACCUGCUGUCUCCUGGCAGUGCUUCCUGCUGUCUGGGCAGAGCAGGCCAGCUGCAACAGCUGGUCCUUGGAGAUGAGGAUGGCCAUAACCACAUGGUAUUGCAAACCUUGUAGUCUUUCUCCUGCAAAAGGGUACACUUGUGUGCCUGGUGACUCCUCUAAGCCUCUGGAACGUUUCAUGGUCCAUUACAAACCCCUUUGGAAAUGACUGUGUUGUGUCAGUUUUUAUGUGUGGGAAAUGGGCCCAUAACGCUGCAGGCUCCAAAAUUUUCUUAUUUAUAGUAUUUCUACUAAGUCCCUUAUUCAGGGAAUGUUAAAUCUUUUUUUUUUUUCUGGAACCUUGCUGUUUCCCGGGUCUCACUGUUACACCCGUAUAUUCUUAUUGUGCAGUAGCCUUAAUAGUUCUGUUAACUUCAUUGUAACAUACAGUGACAAAUGGAAUGAACUUUCUCCUUUUUUUUUUUUUCUUUUAAACUUUGUUUCUUCUGCUUCCACAUCUAAGAGCCAUGUUGUCUCUUGCUGGUUUCCCAGGGAUUUGCCCAGAGUAUGGAGGGCCCCUGGCCCUUUCUAUAGACUCUUUUGUUGUUGUUUGUAGUAAGUCAACUCUUAGUCUUCCCGCUAAUAAAUAUUCAGUAACAAACCAA